Messenger RNA from Sycon ciliatum, 2040 nucleotides. Its product is annotated as store-operated calcium entry-associated regulatory factor-like. The record is from RefSeq and is a predicted model, not a curated record. NCBI's taxonomy places the organism in Eukaryota, Metazoa, Porifera, Calcarea, Leucosolenida, Sycettidae. Gene Ontology annotation, cellular component: endoplasmic reticulum membrane. The transcript has a single exon. Gene Ontology annotation, biological process: regulation of store-operated calcium entry. The coding region runs from base 263 to 1381 and encodes 372 amino acids.
GUAUUAUCGUUAUGUAUGCAGCAGCUCAAGUCUGCCUGCAAAUGUAGCUAAUGAAACCUGACUUGGAGCUUGCAUGUCUUUCUUUGGCCAGGGAAGAAGGUAGCUGACGUGUGUUUGUCUUCUUUAUUAGAAGUGGCGUUGCUGCAACGCCCAGUUAUCGUCGUAACAAGACUUAGUUUUGUUCUGUGAUUUAUUUUACUAUUUUAAAGUAUCUGCAGUACUCGGACCUGACCAGUGCAGUCUUCUUCAUAAUCUAUCUAACAUGGCAUCCUUAUUCUGGAUCAGCAUCUGCCUGGUGUUCGUGUUGAACACUUCUUCAAGCCUCGGCUGGGGAAGUAACAAGGAAAAGAUUCUGCUAAAGGAUCUUGAAGUGUUGACACUGGAGGAUGGUCGUAUGACUCAAGGGCGGCGAAGCAGCCCCAUUCCUCAACUGCGGUGCAAAUCAAGCGGCUCCGCGUCCUGCCACUCAUAUACUCCUCGUGCGGUACAGUGCUACAAUCGCGGCUCUGACGGCUACGAUGUGCAGUGGGAGUGCAAGGCGGACAUGGACGCGGCCUACAAGUUCGGUCGCAUUUCUGUAUCGUGCGAGGGGUACGACUACCCGGACGACAAGUACGUGCUGAAGGGCUCCUGUGGUCUGGAGUACGAGCUCGACUUGACUGGGCAUGGACGUGAUCAGCAAUAUAACCAGGGUAGCCAGUACCAGCACCAGCACCAGCAGCAUCAACACCAGCAGCAGCAGCAUAAUCACUACCACACGGGUUAUGGUCCUCAACAUGGUCAAGGCUUCCUGGCGGAUAACAGCUGGACAAUUCUCGUCAUUGUUGGAGUUAUCAUCUUUGCUGUGUAUCGCUAUCGACGCAUGCACGACGAUGACGAUGAGGGAGACGACAGUAGUAGUCGCCGCACCGGCCCUCCACCAAGCGGUGGUGGUCAACCGCCAUCGUACGACGAGGCUCAGUCACAACAUCACAAGUCACAACCGCGCCAGUCAGCGUACUCGCAGCAAUCACACAACACUACUACUGGUGGAAGCACACAUACAGGAGCUGCUGCUGGCAGUGGCAUGGGUGGUUUCCUUGGUGGUGCAGCCACCGGUGGCUUAUUGGGCUACCUGUUUGGCAGCCGCACUCGCACACACCACCACCAUCGACCCCACAACACUGGCUAUGGUGGUGGAUGGGGCAGUGGCUGGGGCAGUGGUGGAUCGAGCUGGGGCAGUGGCGGAUCGGGCUGGGGAAGUGGCCGAUCGGGCUGGGGAAGUGGCGGGUCAAGCUGGGGAGGCAGCUCUUACCGCUCUUCGUCCAGGGGCAGCAGCAGCAGCAGCAGCGGUGGUGGCAGUCGCACCACGUCAGGAUUUGGCUCAACAACCCGGCGCUGAGUGCAAUAACCCAUAGCUGUCUGUCCGUCUGUCCGUCUUUCCUUGUGAGUUACCAGAAUGAACACAUUGCACCAUAACCAUGAUAACUGUCCUGCUUGCACACUUGGUCUGCUUUUGCAAUACUGUGUUCGGUACAAAACUGCAUUUGUUUGAUAUAAUUAUUGUGAACAUACUGUUGAGAUGCUUGCUAUAGUUCUUUUUAAUGUAAAACUUUGACCAUGACAUUUAAUAGCUGGUGUAUUUUUUCUUAGUUCCUCUUAUAGUAGUGCUACACACACACCAUGGUUUGGAUGAUGCUUACCAGAUACUAGUUAGUCGCACGGAUACAGCGUACGGCCUCCCUGACCGGCUCAUGUCAAUAAAUUUUUAGCCCUCCUUGAAUGCAAAGCUGCAAUCAGGAACUAGAGUGGUUCACUGCGGCGCUGUUUGCUGUCACAGUACUGGUGAUUGUGAUGUCGUCUCCCAACACUUGCACUAUGUACGAGCAGUGCUGCCCAUUGGAUCAGUUGGCUAGUGCUAUUUACAGUGUUUUGCAGCCCCAGACCUGUGGAUACUGGGAACUGAUCCAGGAUGCUAACUAAAUUUACUUGCAUCAUCAUCAUCAUCACGAGAUUGGACUUCAUUAGAGAGGUUAGGCCGCACGUUAUUUUUUGACAUGA